Exophiala spinifera is the source of this 1539-nucleotide messenger RNA. RefSeq lists its product as uncharacterized. Bases 1 to 1539 code for a protein of 512 amino acids. NCBI's taxonomy places the organism in Eukaryota, Fungi, Ascomycota, Eurotiomycetes, Chaetothyriales, Herpotrichiellaceae. The transcript is spliced from 2 exons. The record is from RefSeq and is a predicted model, not a curated record.
AUGUCGCUAUUACCUCCACCUGGUGUUUACAGAAGAGGCCGGUAUUCUGACUCGGUCUAUCUGUGCGGUGGCUCAUCAGCAAAAAGCUUUUCUGGGCGUCUCCUCGAGGAACAUCGUAUAAGUGAGGCUCACAUCAGAAACUUCGUCUGGUGGUCAAAUUCAUCUUUGUUUCACAAACUGAACAAGCUGCCGCUCGCGAGCUCGCACUUGCCAGGAGGUUAUGAGACAGAAUCGCAAUUGGCCUUGCCUGAAGAAAAGGAGGAAUACGGUACAUUGGACUACAAUCCCCUGUCUUCAUCGGCCGAGGAAGCCAUGUCUCGAGAUCGCGUCGUACACGAGGUCGAACCGACGGUAGAAAUGAAGAAGGACCCUUCGCGCCCAGACUUCAAUCUGCCCUCAAAAUUGGAUACGCCAGAUGGACGAAGUACAGAUGGACGAAGUGCAGAUAUCCUGCACAAGCAGAACGAUUCGGACAGAGUCUGUCAUCGAUGCAGCACGGCUUGUGCGGAUCUGACGUACAUCAUUCAACAUGAGAACAACCUUGCGAGCAUGACCGACGACGUUGGAAAUGACAUGCAAAAAGUCCCGCCGAAUACAGGCUGCCUCUGCCUCGAUUGCAUCCAGCUCAUGAUGGAAAGAAAGCCCGCGUGUGAAAAUAAGCAAGAGAUAUCCCCUUACAACAUGGAUGGAGCUUGUGAGAGGGAAAAGAUCCUAGAAGCGGCUGAAAAGCUUCACCCUCCCUUAACGGAGAAGGAAAUCUUCUUCAACUACUUGCCAGAGGCCCCAACACUUGAGCCAGGUGAAGGGUCGAACUCUGUAAAAGGCGUCCGGCUCCGGCGUCAGAAACAGUACGAGAUUGUCCGGAUUCAACAGCAACUCGAAGAAAUGGACCAUGCCCAUAUCGUGCAAUCAUUGUACCGUGAGGACAGUGAAGCAGAUGACAGCCAAUCAGAGGAUGGCAAACCCGACCUCCGCCUUGUGCCUCCAGUGCCCUAUGAGCCUUACAGGCACAGGUACAGGAAGCAAGGGUUGGAGUGGAAAAACCGCCUGGACCAUUUAAGAGAGCAGGAGACUGAGCCGCAGACUGAGGAAGAGACUGGCCAGAGUUCCGAAUGUGAUGGCGAAAGUGAUCCUGAGUCUGGUGCGAACAAGCUGAUCCCCAGCGAGGAGAUAAGACCUACCUGCUGGUGCCUUCAGACCCUCUACCACGAGAAAAUGAUUCGCUGCAGUUCGGUCGCGUGCCCUUAUGGAUUUAUACACCUUCGUUGCUCGGAUCUUGAGGAGUUACCCAAACCUAUUGAAGAGUAUGUUUGUCCGCGUUGCACGAAAUGCGCUUUUGAGGGGGCGGGAUCAACUCUCGAGGAAGGAUCCAUAAGUCGAAGCUCUACUGUUGGCUCUAUUGUUGGCACUCCUAGGGGUUAUGAAGCGAGCAUUAGUACCAACGAACAGUCAUCUGAUGAUGAAGGGCUUGAUCAAGACGAUGCUGAGAACGACGACCAUGUGCCGCAAGUCUCUGGUUGGGUUGCUGUCAAUAUGUGA